AUGAAUACCACUCCAGAACAGAUCCUCGAUAUUGAGGACGCACUACACAAUUACUUGGUCGCAUAUGGCUGGAUGGCCCGCCACAAAAAAGACACCCCCGACCUUGAUGCAAUGGCUCGCGAAAAGUUGUUCUGGCGCAAGUCAAAUACAGACAUAGAAGCCAUUCGCAAGCGCUUAAUUCCGUCGCUUAAUUCAUUCCUGGAUUUGAUCUAUGAUUCUGAGCCGUCACUUUUCUACUGGGUCGGCCGUCUUGAAAUGCAGCUCUGCGACGAGUAUUUCCCCGAUGAAGAUAAUGAGCUCGACGGGAAGGAGCGAUAUGUUGUGAUCUAUGGUACUUCUAUCGACCUAGGUCCGCAUUGUCUUGGUGUUGUCUAUGAUCAACAACUCCAUCGGGCCUCCUUCCCGAUGACUAUAAUGAACUGGGAAAGUAUAGAUCCUAUGGAUGGGUUUGAUGAACUGUAG
This is a messenger RNA of Penicillium malachiteum, 462 nucleotides long. RefSeq lists its product as uncharacterized. Bases 1 to 462 code for a protein of 153 amino acids. The record is from RefSeq and is a predicted model, not a curated record. Lineage: Eukaryota; Fungi; Ascomycota; Eurotiomycetes; Eurotiales; Aspergillaceae. The transcript is spliced from 2 exons.